UUUUUUCCGUUUCAUAUUGGGAUUUCUAUCAAGUGUAAAUCUAUAGAGAUCUCUUUCCCACCUGAUUAUCAACAGCGCCCUGCACUGCAGUAAAGCUUAUUGUAGUUUUUUUUAAACCAAGCAUAGUGGUCCUUUAAUGACAAACGGACAUUUUUGAACUACAUAUUCCAAUCAAUUCUAAGCGUUCUUUCUGUUUUCGAUGGAGGUCUCUAACCAGACAGUUGUGCUUUGGCAAGCACGCUAGCGUAGCGAGUUUGGUGCAGCCUCGUAUAUUCUGCGCGAAAUGGGAGUAUCAGAUUUGACUUUUGACACAACUGGUCCAGUGGUGGACCUGUCAGCGCAGGGUCUGCAGAAACUGGAGCCCAGUUUCACCUGCUCUGAUGAAACACACACACUCAUUCUGGACAGGAACCACAUCAUGAAACUGGACCAUCUGGAGAGGAGCCGAGGCCUCCAACAGCUGUCAGUUGCUGGUAACCGCCUGGUGCGGAUGAUGGGUGUGUGUCGUCUAACCGAGCUGAGAGUUCUGAACCUGCCCAAUAACAGUAUUGGCUAUAUUGAAGGGCUGAGAGACCUGCCACACCUGGAGUGGCUCAACCUGUCAGGAAACAACAUCAAGGUCAUUGAGCAGCUCAACGGCUGUGUGGCUCUCCAACACUUGGACGUGUCUGACAACAACAUCUCCAACAUUGGUGAUCUUACCAAGCUGUUAGCCUUAAAGACCCUUCUCCUUCAUGGUAACAGCAUUACGACGCUACGGACUGUCCCCACUCAUUUGCCCGCCCAUCUGUCCAUCCUCUCCCUGGCAGAGAAUGAGAUCAGAGACCUCAACGAGGUCUCCUACCUGGCACCCCUCCAUGACCUGGAACAGCUCUCCAUUAUGAGUAACCCCUGCAUCAUGGCAACCCCCUCGUUGCCUGGAUACGACAACCGGCCGUACAUCAUGAGCUGGUGCCUGAACCUGAAGAUCCUGGACGGAUACUUGGUGUCACAGAAAGAAGGGUUGAAGGCGGAGUGGCUGUACAGCCAGGGCAAAGGUCGCCUGUACCGGCCAGGUCAGCACGUGCAACUGGUCCAGUACCUUGCCACCGUGUGCCCUUUGACCUCCACGUCAACCCUGGAGACGGCCGAGGAUGCCAAGCUGGAGAAGAUCCUCAGCAAGCAGAGGGGUCCUGUGUAUAUCUCCAGGUUCCACCAGAGGCAGCUCCAGCAGCAGACCCAAGGGGGUUCCCCCAGCCCUCCCCGCCCCACCCAGCUGGAUGUGGAGACUCACAGCCCCUGUCAUGUGCCUCCACUGGGGGGAGCCAGAGAGGCAGACAGAGCCACGCCUGUGACUGCCCCACCAGCCAGACAGGCAGAGCCAGCGAUCCUGCAGAUAAACACCUGGCUGGGCUGCGAAGCCUCCCAGGCGGGCGCACCUCCUCUCCGUGGCCCCAGGGGUAUGGAGGACAGCCUCUACCUGGAGGACGUUCAGAGCCAGACGGACGAAGAUAAACUCACCGGUAGUCUGCUCUCCUCUGAGUCCACCUUUCUACCUGUCACCUCUGACCCCGCCCACUCUGACAGCGAGGACGAAACUGAGACAUUUGAGCCUGACUCGCUGGCGCCUGAACACCCCAUCCGUCCCAAAAAGACCUCUCCUGAAAAGACCCAACACGCACCCUUGGAAAGGGAGAUGGAGAGCGAGGUGGAAAAUAGAGUGAAGGAGGUAAAGGGAGAAAGGGUGUCGGCUGACAGCCACCUCACCUGUACCUUAACCAUCAGUCCACCUGUGACGGCAGGUGACCAAUCACAGACCAAUGACAGCGAUCCGCUCCAGGGAGCAUACUCAAACUGUGUUGCUGCAGAGGUGAGGGUGGGACCUAAGCAGGAAGAGGAAGCGGUGGUGAGAUGUGACAGGCUGGGCCGCUGUGAGGCGGACAAGGCAGCCGUCAGGAUCCAGGCAUGGUGGAGGGGAAUGUGGGCUCGGCGUAGCCACCCUCUGGCCAAAGAGGUCCGGUGUGAGAUCCGCCUGCGCAGGAUGCAGGAGCACAUAAUCUUCCUGUCUGGAGAGUUGGAGAGGGUGCGCCAGCACCACGAAGAGGAGCGGUUACAUAGACUGGUACAGGAGGAGGCUGUGAACUUUCUAUGGAGUCAGCUUCAGUCCAUGCAGCAGUGGCAGCAUACUGUGGAGGGGCAGCUGGCCAGUGUGGCUCAGGCUGGGUCAUCUCCUGCUCCAGCCCUGACCCCCGGGCUCCCUCCAGCUCUUCGGCUCCCCCUGCCUGUGGCCUUCAGCACUGCAGACCCGGCUUGCACAGACCUCUCCUUCCCGGACUCAGGCUUCCAGUUUACAGGUGAACAGCAGGCGGGGCAGGAAGACACCUUACUGAGCUGUGGGACGGGUGACUCUCUGGAGACUGUGCGGGCGCUGGCCUUGGGGGGGUCCAUGGCUCCUGGCGUUGGGGGGGACAGUCAGGACUGCAGUCUGCUGGAGCAGUACCUGUCCUCUGUGCAACAGAGAGAGGCGGAGGAGGGGGGUGCCAGCGACAGAACAGGCACACCACAGCCCCCCUCACCCCUCUCACUGGCCGAAAUGGAACAGCCUGACUCCAACACUCAGAACACCACCCAGAGUGAAGACACAGAGCAGCAACACACACUGGGAGGUCCAAUCUGAUGUGCCUGUCCCUCUCCUGGAUUUUCUCCUGGUCUUCUGGGAUUAGCUAAGAGACUGCCCAUAAACUCAGUCCACCUGUGCUGAUGAAUGUUAUUGAUGGCUCUAACAGCGCCUCUGAGAAUUUACUGACUCACAUCCAUAUAAGGAGUGGUAUAUGGACUCAAGGAUGUGGAUAUGUUUGUAUAGCCCAGAUGAUUUUUCUCCCUUUAAUUCUCUUGGACAAUGCUACAUUAUUCAUUGUCAUGAUCUGUCAGUCAGUUUGGCUAAUGCUUCCUUCACUUACGUUGGGGAGACGCGGUAACGGUAGUUCCAACUCCCGGCAGCCCUGGUUUUUCCCCACGCGGCCAACACGCAAUCUUAUAUUGCUGCGAUUUAAUGGUCAUCCGCGGCGUGUCCCGAUGUUAAGGGGUUGCACAGCGGAAGACCAGAUUCUCCAAGAGUAUCAGAUAGAACUACAAUUCACAUAUAUAAGUGCCGCUACUUGGUCGUCCCAAAUCUCCUCAAUGUCAAUCUACCUUUAAGUAGAAACCGAUUGGCUACAGUUCAGGCUAGACAGCUCGGCUCUAAAUGUAAUUCCAAUUUCUUCUGUAUUUAAAUGCCUCAAUCUAUCCUUGUAUUCCUGCAGGUGAGUGAGAGGACCAGGUCUGGACUAGAUGAUUUGGCGUGAAUGUAAAUAUCACAGCGUGCUGAGAAGGUAGUUUAGUUGCUGAGAAUGGUUAAAUGCAAAUUGUAAAAAAAGAUUUGUAAAAAUCUGGUGCUCUAUGUUUACACAAUAAAAUGUUUUCUUUAACAUUGGUUUGUUAAAUUGAGUAUGGCUUUUCCCUAAACUCACUGAAACUACAGUUCCUUCAGAAAGUAUUCCUCUCCCUUGACUUAUUUCACAUUUUGUUACAGCCUGAAUUCAAAAUGGAUUCAAUAUAUAUUUUUCUCACAAAUCUACACACAAUACCGCAUAAUGACAAAGUGAAAACAUGUUUUUAGAUUUUUUUUUAGCAAAUGUUUUGAAAAUGAAAUACAGAAAUAUCUCAUAAGUUUUCACACCACUGAGUCAAUACAUGUUAGAAUCACCUUUGGCAGCGAUUUAUAGCUGUAAGUCUUUCUGGAUAAGUCUGUAAGAGUUUUGCACACCUGGAUUGUACAGUAUUUGUCCAUUCUUCUUUUUAAACCUCUUCAAGCUCUGUCAAGUUGGCUAUUGAUCAUUGCUAGACAGCCAUUUUUAAGUCUGGCCAUAGAUUUUCAAACCGUUUAAGUCAACUUUUACUAGGCCACUCAGGAACAUUCAAUGUUGUCUUGGUUAGCAAUAUUUGGCCUUGUGCUUUAGGUUAUUGUCCUGCUGAAAGGUGAAUUAAUCUCCCAGUGUCUGUUGGAAAGCUGACUGAACCAGGUUUUCCUCUAGAUUUUGCUUGUGCUAGGUUCUAUUUCAUUUAUUUUUAUCCUAAAAACCUCUGUAGUCCUUGCCUAUGACAAGCAUACCCAUAACAUGAUGCAUCCACCACCAUGCUUGAAAAUAUGAAGAGCAGUACUCAGUGACGUGUUGGAUUUGCCCCAAACAUAAUGCUUUGUAUUCAGGACAUAAAGUAAAUUGAUUUGCCACAUUUUUUUGCAGUAUUACUCUAGUGCCUUGUUGCAAACAAGAUGCAUAUUUUGGAGUAUUUUUAUUCUUUACAAGCUUUCUUCUUUUCACUCUGUCAUUUAGGUUAGUAUUGUGGAGUAACUACAAUGUUGUUGAUCCCUCCUAAGGUUUCUCCUGUCAUAUUCCUUACACUUUGUAACUGUUUUAAAGUCACUAUUGUGCUUCUACACCUGCAUUGCUUGCUGUUUGGGGUUUUAGGCUGGGUUUCUGUACAGCACUUUGAGAUAUCAGCUGAUGUACGAAGGGCUAUAUAAAUAAAUUUGAUUUG
Messenger RNA from Oncorhynchus kisutch (coho salmon), 4557 nucleotides. Its product is annotated as centrosomal protein of 97 kDa-like. Gene Ontology annotation, cellular component: centrosome. The record is from RefSeq and is a predicted model, not a curated record. The transcript has 11 exons. Gene Ontology annotation, biological process: negative regulation of cilium assembly. Gene Ontology annotation, molecular function: protein binding. Bases 284 to 2656 code for a protein of 790 amino acids. NCBI's taxonomy places the organism in Eukaryota, Metazoa, Chordata, Actinopteri, Salmoniformes, Salmonidae.